Ostreobium quekettii is the source of this 2799-nucleotide messenger RNA. NCBI's taxonomy places the organism in Eukaryota, Viridiplantae, Chlorophyta, Ulvophyceae, Bryopsidales, Ostreobiaceae. The record is from the annotation of a GenBank genome assembly.
AUGAGCGGUGAAUCUGAAGAUGGGGAUGCUGCCAAUAGUGCGGGAUAUUCGCCGGAAUGUAGCAGUGGUUCUGAGGACAGCAGCACAGAUGACUCCUGCAGUGUCGAAUGCCUGAGGGAUCAAACAAACAAUGGAUCAAAUCGACCAGCCAAUUUGAAACAAAAUGGGAAGGCCCUUGAAACUGGUGAUUGUGCAGAAGGCGCUUGUGGGAAUGACACACUCACUUCCGAGUCCUUGCGGCAGCAGAACAUUGACGCCCUCCUUGCAAAUAGCCUGGUAACCUGUCGGAAGCCACUCCUGCCAAAGCUGUUGGCCGUGCAGGAGGGCGAGACACAGCUGAGAAGGGCAUUCAAAUCCCCACAUCCUGCCGCUCCAAGCCGUUCAGAGGAUCUUCGACGAAAACUGUUGGCGCGGAGGCGAUUUGUUCCAUGGGGCUGCAAGGCACCUUUGCCACAGCCAGUUAUUGUUGUGCCCGCAACUCCUCCUCUUCGCGAUGAGCGGUGUGAAUCUUUGGAGGAUGACGCUCAGCAAAUUGAGCAGCUUGUGCUGUGGGCGCCCCAAGAUGGUGAAGACGACCUUACAAUUACUGUUGAUUCAAGGCUUACAAAGUUCUUGAGGCCCCACCAGAGAGAAGGCGUUCAGUUUAUGUUCGACUGUGUCGCUGGACUCAAGGAUUUCGGUGGCCAAGGGUGCAUAUUGGCCGAUGACAUGGGUCUUGGGAAGACCCUUCAGGGCAUUUCGCUGAUGUGGACCCUUCUCAAGCAGGGAGCCAAGUGCCUUGGUGGCACUCCAAUGGCAAGCAGAGUCAUCAUUGUGUGUCCAACCAGUCUCGUAGCCAAUUGGGACAGUGAAUGCCAAAAGUGGCUCAAGGGUGCCGUCCGCACAAUGCCAAUGAGUGAGUCAACUAGAGAGGAUGUGAUUCAAGGCAUCAACCAGUUCUUGAGCCGCCAGAAGCCUUACCAGGUGCUCAUCAUAUCAUACGAAACUUUCCGCAUUCACAGCAGCAGGUUCCAUGGGCCUGAAGCUUGUGAUCUGCUCAUCUGUGACGAGGCACAUCGCCUGAAGAAUGACAACACCCUGACCAACAAGGCUCUUGGCACCCUUCAAUGCACACGUCGUGUGCUGCUGUCAGGAACCCCAAUGCAGAAUCAUCUUGAUGAGUUCUACGCGAUGGUGAACUUCUGCAAUCCGGGGGUGUUGGGCACGAGGUCCAGCUUCAAGCGCCACUACGAAUUGCCCAUCCUGAAGGGAAGGGAGCCAGACGCUGAUGAGGAAGAACUGAACCUGGGUCUGGAACGCAGUAGUGAGCUCAGCACCAUCGUCAACAAGUUCAUCCUCAGGAGGACAAACAAACUGCUGAGCGAGCACCUGCCCCCAAAGGUUGUGGAGGUUGUCUGUUGUCGACUGUCGCCACUUCAGCAGUCGAUGUAUGCCCGCUUCCUCGAAUCCACCACAACCAAGCGCUUGCUCAAUGGCAAGUCUGCCCGCGUGCUGUCAGCGAUCACCUCCCUGAAGAAGUUGUGCAACCACCCAAAGCUCAUACAGGACGCCAUGAAAGAUGAGAAUGGGGACAUCGAAGGGUUGGAGAGCUGCGCAAGCCUCCUGCCUGAGGGGAUGGGCAGCAGGGGAAGGGCGUCCCGCUCAUCGCUGCCUGAAGGAUGGGAGGAACUUUCUGGGAAAAUGGGUUUGCUGGCGCGUAUGCUGGACUUUCUGCACAGAGGGACAAGCGAUAGGAUUGUGGUUGUGUCAAAUUACACCCAGACAUUGGACCUCAUCGCCGCCCUUUGCAGGGAUCGCAAGUAUCCCCAUCUGCGCCUCGAUGGCAGCACAUCCAUCGCCAAACGGCAGAAGCUCGUGAAACGGUUUAAUGAUCCCCUGGAUCGCCAAUUUGUCUUCUUACUGAGCAGCAAGGCUGGCGGAUGUGGUCUCAACCUGGUCGGCGGAAAUCGGCUCGUGCUGUUUGAUCCUGACUGGAACCCAGCCACAGACAAACAGGCAGCAGCCAGGGUUUGGCGCGAUGGUCAAAAGAAAAUGGUGUAUGUGUACCGUUUCCUGUCAACCGGCACAAUAGAAGAGAAGGUGUUCCAACGGCAACUGUCUAAAGAAGGCUUGCAGGGCGUUGUCGGCAAGAGUGGCCAAGCAGAAGCGAGUAUGAUGAGUGCAGAGGAGCUGAGAAAUCUAUUCAGUUUGAAUCUCAACACUGUAUCGGAUACCUACGACUCACUGUGUCAGGCUGACAAACCAGAGCCACAGGAGGAAGGUACGUCACUCGACGAUGACCCAAUGGGCGUUGCCAAAAAGCAGGUGGGCAAACCUGCAGAAGACGACCUGAGGAAUUGGGGGCAACAUUCUUCGGCACAGACUGUACCUGACAACGUCUUACGGCAAGCUGCUGGGGAUGUGGUUUCUUUCGUUUUCACUUGUGAGGUGGCUGGUAAGUCCUUAGAACUUUCCAACGAUGGAGAAGAAACCCUAGCUGUGGAGCCCAUGGCAAGACGCAGCGCUCCAGCGCCCCAAAAGUCUUCAACUGGCCAAAAUACAAGAGACGGGCUUCGUGAGUCUUCCCCAGCUGCAGGGCUCGGGAAACGCAUGAACUCAAUGACGAUGCGUUUAUCAACCCCUCAAGGCGUCGGUCCUGUUUCUGUCUUCACUGACAGGAGGGUAUUGGCGGACAGAAAUCAGCCGUCAGCAACCAACACAGAAUUGGCGGUAUUAGAGUCCUCCAAACGACAGCGUGUGACACCGAAACAUUGUCCCACCAUUGUCAUAGACUCAUCCAGCGGCGACGAUUUCGAAUAG